Gossypium arboreum is the source of this 2679-nucleotide messenger RNA. RefSeq lists its product as uncharacterized. The coding region runs from base 1 to 2679 and encodes 892 amino acids. The record is from RefSeq and is a predicted model, not a curated record. Lineage: Eukaryota; Viridiplantae; Streptophyta; Magnoliopsida; Malvales; Malvaceae. The transcript has 4 exons.
AUGCAGAAGAGAGGUUUAGCCCCGCAGGGGUUGGGGGAUAAAAUCCAAGAUACACGGAACUACUGUGAGUUCCAUCAUAAGAAAGAUCACGAGAUCCAGAAUUGUAUUGAGUUCAGAGCUCUAGUACAGGGUCUAAUGGAUAAUAAGAAAUUGGAGUUCCUUGAGUCUGUUGAAGAGGAAGAUGUAUGCUCUCUAGGAGGAGAGUCAAGUAAAGAAGGCUGCAGAGCCAGCCGUCUAGUGAUAAUUAUUUCGAAGCCCAGAAUUAGUGAAGUAGAAGCAAAAGUUACACCAAGAGUUAUAAUCCGGAAGCCAACAGCUUCCCUUUAUAAAGAUAACCAUAGGGUGCCUUGGAAUUAUAAUUGUAGUAUAGCAGUUUCAGAGAAGAAAUGUUCAAUUAACACGUCAAACGCAGAAGCCGAACCAGCAAAAGGGAAACCCAUCAUGCUCAAGCAAGAAGUAGAGAGAUCAGAACCACUAGUUAAUGAGCCAGUAAUGGAAAAUGAAGCCAAGAAGUUCUUGAAGUUCCUAAAGCACAGCGAGUAUAGUGUUGUGGAACAACUACACCAACAACCGGAUCGCAUAUUUGUAUUGGCUCUGCUGUUAAAUUCAGAGGUCCACCGCAACGCAUUGACGAAAGUGUUGAACAAAACCUAUGUUGCAGAUGACCUUUCGGUUAACAAAUUGGAUCGUAUCGUCGGCAACAUAAGUGCUGACAAUUUCAUCUCCUUCAGCGAUGAUGAGAUACCGCCAGGGGGUAGGGGGUCUACUAAGGCUCUACAUGUCACUACACGUUGCAAGGGGUAUACGCUACCCGGAGUACUAGUUGAUAAUGGGUCCGCAUUGAACGUAUUGCCUUGGGCUACGUUAAACCGUUUACCUAUAGACAGUUCUCAUAUGAAGACGUGUCAAAACAUAGUAAGAGCAUUUGAUGGCACAGAAAGGAAAGUAAUGGGAAAGAUAGAGGUACCUCUUCAGAUUGGCCGAAACACGUACAAGGUCGAUUUCUUCGUAAUGGAUAUUAAGCCUUCCUAUAACUGUCUAUUAGGAAGACCUUGGAUUCAUUCAGUUGGGGCAGUGCCAUCCUCACUGCACCAGAAGCUAAAGAUGUCAGUUACCAGUGAUGCACCCUACGUAGAGAAUGACAACGAAGCAGUUGAAUGUUCAUUUCGAGCGUUAGAGUUUGUAAACGCAACGUUUAUAGCUGAAGGAAGCAGGAUUCUGAUACCUAAGAUAUCAGGGGCUACGAAAAUAAGCCUGCAACUGACAGUUGGGAAAGGGGCGUUACCUGGCAGAGGACUCGGGAGGCACCUCCGUGGACAAGUUAGAGUGCCAGUCUUGGUUGGCAAGUGGGAUAGCUUCGGUUUGGGAUUCAGGCCAGAUGCAAGCCAAGUGAAGAAGGAGUUUGAAAGGAAACAAGAACAGCGGAGAGGGAGAUUGAGUGGAACAGAAGUUAGGUGGGAACCGAUGAACUUCCCCCACAUUACCCAAACAUUUGUAUCUGGAGGGUUUAUUCAUUCCAUACAACAUAAGGUGAAAGAAAGAAUGGCUGAAGAUGCGAUGGGAAUUUGGAGCAUCAACGCCACAUUUGAAGAGGAAGCAAUAGAAAGGAAUUUAUCAGACAUUUGCCCGUAUGAGCCUGGGAGUGUUUUGGAUAAUUGGACUGAGGAAGAAAUUCCUGUAGUCUUUAGAGCUAACGUAGAGCUUCAGGAUGUCAACGUCACGAGUAAUGCUGAUGCGAGUCCGGAGUCUCAUUUUGAGCGAGACAUUUGCUUUGAGGGAUUUCAGGAUUUUGAAAAGGACGAGGAUUGUGGUUUAUCUCCCUAUUUGUUAAGGAUGGUGGAGCGAAAAGAGGAACAGAUCCUGCCACACAAAGAGACUACUGCGAUUGUGGCCCUGGAAGAGGGGAAGUUAAAUUUGGAUAUGCCUGGUCUAAGUACUGAUAUCGCAGUGUAUCGUGUCCCUACAAAAAAGGAGUACAAGCCAGUUCAGCAGAAGCUCCGAAAGAUGAGACCCGAUGUAGCAAUGAAAAUAAAGGAAGAAGUCAAUAAGCAAUUUAAUGCCGGAUUCCUACAGGUGGUCAAUUAUUCAAAAUGGGUGGCCAACGCCGUCCCUGUCCUUAAGAAAGAUGGGAAAGUGGGGAUAUGUGUAGAUUACAGAGAUUUAAACAAGGUCAGUCCAAAGGAUAACUUUCCAUUGCCUCACAUAGACACUCUAGUGGAUAAUACGGUAGGCUAUUCACUAUUCUCCUUCAUGGAUGAGUUUUUCGGGUACAAUCAGAUUAAGAUGCAUCCUGAGGACAUGGAAAAAACCACAUUCAUAACUUUAUGGGGAAUGUUUUGCUACAAGGUGAUGUCUUUCGGGUUGAAAAAUGAGGGUGCCACAUACCAAAGACCCAUGGUAAGCUUGUUCCAUGACAUGAUGCACAAGAAAAUUGAGGUCUACGUUGACGAUAUGAUUGCAAAAUCCCGAACCGAAGAGGAGCAUGUGCGAGUGUUGAGAAAAUUGUUCUUGAGGUUGAGAAAAUUCCAAUUAAAGCUCAAUUCGUCAAAAUGCACCUUCAGAGCUAGAUUCGGAAAGUUACUCGGCUUCGUAGUCAAUGAGAAGGGAAUAGAAGUCAACCCUGAUAAAGUCAAGGCUAUAAAGGAGCUGCCUCCGCCACGAACUCAGAAAGAAGUCUGA